AUGAUGAAGUCUAUGUUUUACCUACUUCUUGCCUUAACCGCGGUUUUAGCUGCGACCGCAUCUGACUUCAAACCCGACCCCAUUCUCGACACCGACGGCAACACCGUAGUUGGCGGCCACAGUUACUACCUUAUCCCCGCCGUCCCUGGAAAAGGAGGUGGUCUAGGUCUCGCCGGCCGUGGCGACAAGAAAUGUCCCCUAGACAUAGUCCAGGAAUCUUCGGAGGAGAACAAUGGCAUUCCCGUAAGAUUCUCAGACUGGUGGAGUAACAUUGGAUACGUUCCUCAAACUGAGAUACUUCGUGUCGAGAUGGACGUAGGGGACACGGCCUGUUGCCGCCAAACGUACUGGAAGUACGACAGUGACUUUGACAAGGAGAGGAAGCAGUUGUUCGUGAUUGCUGCUCCCAAGGACAGGUCAUCGUCGAGUACCUAUCAUUUGAAGAAAUCGGGAGAUGGGUACAAGUUCGUGUGGUGUCCUUCUAUCGACUGUGCAGGCAAACUUUGCAGUGAGGAAUGCGAUGUUCUCGGGAUAUUCGUGGAUGAAAAAGGCGUUCGGCGUUUGGUUGCCAGCUCUGAGCCUCACUUGGUUAAGUUUAAGAAGGCUGAUGGUGGGCCAGAUUAUUUGUCUAAGAGUACCAUAUGA
This is a messenger RNA of Microthlaspi erraticum, 645 nucleotides long. NCBI's taxonomy places the organism in Eukaryota, Viridiplantae, Streptophyta, Magnoliopsida, Brassicales, Brassicaceae. The record is from the annotation of a GenBank genome assembly.